Molecule: messenger RNA, 2461 nt
Organism: Eleginops maclovinus (Patagonian blennie)
Lineage: Eukaryota; Metazoa; Chordata; Actinopteri; Perciformes; Eleginopidae
Gene: aktip
Product: akt interacting protein
Exons: 10
Coding region: 252-1139 (295 amino acids)
Source: RefSeq, a predicted model, not a curated record
GAAACGCCCUUCUUAUGUUAGAUUGAACUCCGGUUUCUGUGUCUGUCAAAUUAUUUAGCUAACAUUAGCUUCUGAGCAGUUUUGGCGAAAUUUAUACCAGGACACACUUUAACAUCUUUGUUAAAGGGACGUUUACAGUUUUCUAGCAACAACGUGUUUCACUUGAUCAUCACAGCAGCGGAUGGCCCAGACAGCACCUGUCGUUGGGCCUACUUAGAAGAGGGACACCAAUCCGAACCUCUGAAUGAGUAAUGAACCUAAACCCCUUCUGGAGCAUGUCUGCCAAUACAAGUCGUAAGAGAGCUGACAGUGAGGACCACAGCGGGCACGCAGAGCAGAGAUCCAGCCCAGCCCGGCUGCCCUUUGGCAAAAAACAGCUUCCGCCCAUCCCUAAGAAUGCAGCCCCCAUCACAAAACCUGUUUCAACAGUCACCCCCACCCAGUCAGCCAAUGGCACUCAUGCCUCCUAUGGCCCAUUUUAUUUGGAGUACUCUCUGCUGGCUGAGUUCACACUAGUGAUUAAGCAGAAACUCCCUGGUAUUUAUGUCCAGCCAUCCUACAAAUCAGCACUGAUGUGGUUUGGGGUCAUCUUCAUCAGACAUGGCUUGUACCAGGAUGGAGUCUUCAAAUUCACUGUGUAUAUUCCAGAUAACUAUCCAGAUGGAGAUUGUCCUAAAUUAGUUUUUGACAUCCCAGUCUUCCAUCCUCUCGUAGACCCCGUGUCUGGAGAGCUCGACGUCAGGAGAACUUUUACCAAAUGGAGACGGAAUCACAACCACAUCUGGCAAGUCUUGAUGUACGCACGUACAGUUUUCUACAAAAUCAACAUCACAGAACCCCUAAACCCAGAGGCUGCUGUGCUAUAUGAAAAGGAUGUGCAGUUAUUCAAAAGCAAAGUGGUGGAUAGUGUAAAACUAUGCAACAGUCAUCUUUUCGACCAGCCCAAGAUAGAUGAUCCCUACGCAAUAAGCUUUUCUCCAUGGAACCCAGCUGUUCACGAGGAAGCAAAAGAGCGGAUGUUCACACAUAAACGACGGCCUGAUGAUCACCACAAGGGAGCGCAGGUGUCGGGACUGUCCUGGGUGAAGCCCGGCUCCACGCAGCCCUUCAGCAAAGACGACGGCCCUCCUCAGAGCUGAACCUGCACCGCGCUGCAGCAGCCACCAGAGGGAGCCACAUGUAUGAGACGCCACACCACCGGCUUACCUCUGCUGUUCAUGGGAACUGGAUCCUGGCAACAGUUGGGAGAAUUUCCUGUUAAACCUCCACGUUAUUGCUCAGCUUUAAAAGCUUCGUAGGCAUCUCCUCAAACAGCUUUAGAAUAAGGAAACAAAGUGUGUAUUAUAUGUAAAUCGACGAUGGCAAAUGGAUGUCUCGGCAACAUCAUUUAGGCUGCGAUGCAAUCAAAGAGCUUUCUCAUCUUUAGAUGUUCAGAUCCAUGCACAUGUUGGGCUAGCUGAUUCAACAUACUUUCCCAAAAAGGAGCUGAAAAGUACGAGUAAAGCGUUCAUACGGUAAGUAUGGUGGACUACGUGAUCUCUGCCACUGGCUCAGGACUGUUUAUUUGUCAGACUUGGAUUGUUGUCAGUCACAGCUGUGUGAAUGAAAUGCCCUAAUUACCGCACCUCCUGUCACCCAAUUAGAAAAAUCUAUUUGUUUCUUAUUGGACAAUGAUUUGUUGUUAAUCCCAUUGUGUAAACAAUUGUCUCUCACAGUUUCCUAAUAUAUAAAGCAGAGCAGGCACGUAUGGGUUUUAAAUGAAAUGCUAGAUAUGCUCGGUGUAUUUUAUUUUGUCUGAUUUUUAAAUCAUUUUGAAUGUUUUACGUACCUUUUUGGCUGUUGGUUAUUAAAAGUUUGAUGUGUAAAUAUUGGAUGCUGUGCUGAGCAUUUUAGAGACCAUUCUCCUUUUAUUCUGCUUGGGUUUUGGGGGUUUUCUUUGCAAAUUUUAAGUUUCCUAACAGAUCGUUUGGUUAUAAGUCAAAAUAAGUUACUGUGUCCCACCAGAUUCCCAAAUAAGUCUGAAGGAAUAUAAUAAAUAUAUAUUGGUAUUUUGUCCAGCUACAAGAAAACACUGUUUCUGUUGUCAGGCUAAUGUUGUGUCUUAUUUAAUGUCUUCAAGAGGGCUUUGGCUUUUUCAUUUAUUUAGUUCCUUUCAAUAUGCAAAUAAUAACAAACUUUGAGUGUGAAACAUUUGUGGAAACACAAGGAGGAUGAAGUGACUAUACAAGACAAGCAGACAUGGUGCUGAAACUGAGCUAUUUAUAGCUUCUGCGUAAGGCCAGGGUGUCACCAAAUGUCAGUGAACUCCACACACUGACAUUUUGGCUGACGGCAUCUUCAAACGUGUGGGUUUAAUGUGUUCAAUAUGGACCCAUUCCUGCUCCAGUUUGUAAAACACAUCACUGCAUAGAUGGGGUUUAAAUGCUUUUCUCUGAAAUCAAUAAAUUUGUCAAAAACUAAA